CAUCCACCAAUCAUUUUAUCAAUACAUGUGAAUGUUUUAUUAAGAUGGACUUCAAUAAUCUGAAUGUAUCAUUUAAGCCUUUUGAUAGACGCACAUUUGAGCAACAGUAUAAAUACCAGUAAUAAAAACUUUUCACAGCAGCAUUUUGACUUGUCAUAGCAGGAAAAGCACAGGUGGAAGUGAAAACAUCAACAAUGGCUCAGUUCAAUUCAAGUUUCCAAGGAAGUCAUACUGGUGAACCAUCAUGCACUAAACUAAUGUAGUGAAUUACCAAAACUAAAUGGGAUUCAGUCAUAAUUUAUGUUAUUAAUUGCACCUGUGCUUUUCCUGCUGCUGCUCAAAAUGUCUGCUGCUGUGAAAAAGGUCAGUUUCUCUGUGUCAAUAAGCCUCUGUGAUUUGUGAUCUGUGAUCUCUGUGAUCCAUGUUGAUCUUGACGUCCACAUGACAAUUUAUAUCAUCAUAGUUUGGGAACUGAUGGAUUGUUACUUGAAGACCUACUUAAUGUUUUAUGUUGAGAAGCAAAGAAAGUAACUAAAGACAUUUACUCAAAUACUGUACUUUAGUACAGGUGAGGUACUACUUUAAUUCUGUGAGGCUUUCUAAGUUUUUCCACCGUGUUUUACUUUACAUCAGCAUUUAAACUUCUACAUAAAGUAGUAAGACUCUGUUGUCACAAUAACUGAAACAGUGUAGAUCAACUUCUGUACACAUUACUGCCAAUACUUGAUGUUUACUUGUAUUCAGAUAAAUCUUUAAAUGAAGAGUUUUUACUGCUUUUUCACAGCAGACAUUUUGACAUGUCACAAUAUGAAAAACAUUUAUUAACUUCAUGAUGGUUGUCACGGUUACUGGGACACUUGAAUAGAAAGGAGUCAUUGUUAAAAUUAUUAGUAACACUUGUGCUUUUCCCACUAUGACAACUCAAAAUGUCUGCUGUGAAAAAGGUCUUAUGGAAGAUUUUUUGACAGCGUUGCUUCUUUUACUCAAGUAAAUGAUUCUUCCUCGACUGUUGAGAAGGAAACUAUUUUACAAACAGGUACAGAUAAUCCCUGCAUGCUUUUUGUCCUAAAUUGAAGUACUUGAUAAAUGGCACUGGGUGUCGCUCCAGAGUGUCUAAUAUCGCUCCUGUACGCUUAUUUCACAACUAUCACCCCCUUCUGCCUUGUGCUGUGUGUGUGCGUGUGUGUUGUGUGUCGGAUAGAAAGUCAGCCUGGUUUCCAGCUGAGUGCUUGCUCUCUCACAGUGUGUGUGUGUGUUGUCAUUAUUAUCCACUCUGCUCCCAGCUCAGAAUGGCCAGAUUCACGCAGACUGAAACAAGAAGGCAGCAGCAUCCACAGCAGCCCCAACCCGCUCACUCCAGCCUGGUUUUCACCGGACCGGGGGCACCACCGAGCCAACAACCACUUCUACUUAUCCCACAUCAGCGCCAGUACCCUCAGAUCACAUUUCCGAAACCCAUGAACGGGUCAGAACCCAUUUCAAUUCAUCCGGAGAGCGGCAACAUGAAAGACCAAGAUGCCAUUAAGCUGUUUAUCGGGCAGAUACCGCGGAACUUGGAAGAAAAAGACCUGAAACCCCUGUUUGAACAGUUUGGUAAAAUCCACGAACUGACAGUUCUCAAGGACCGAUACACCGGCAUGCACAAAGGUUGUGCAUUCCUCACCUACUGCGCCCGAGAGUCGGCCAUCAAAGCCCAGAACGCCCUCCAUGAACAGAAAACACUGCCAGGGAUGACUCGCCCCAUCCAGGUGAAACCAGCUGACAGCGAGAGUCGUGGAGAAGACAGGAAGUUGUUUGUCGGGAUGCUGAACAAACAACAGACUGAGGAGGAUGUUUACCGCCUCUUCGAGCCCUAUGGAGUCAUCGAGGAGUGCACGGUCCUAAGAGGUCCUGACGGCAACAGCAAAGGUUGUGCCUUCGUCAAGUUCUCCACACAUACUGAGGCUCAGUCUGCAAUCAGUGCCCUACACGGAAGCCAGACCAUGCCAGGUGCUUCCUCCAGCUUGGUGGUCAAGUUUGCCGACACAGACAAGGAGCGCACCAUCAGACGUAUGCAGCAGAUGGUUGGCCAGUUUGGUAUCUUCAAUCCAGCCAUCGCCCUUCCCUUCAGCACCUACAGCUCUUACGCACAUGCGCUCAUGCAGCAGCAGGCAGCCAUCAUGGCAGCAAGCCACGGAGGUUACCUCACGCCUAGCGUGGCUUUCCCCGCCACGCAGAUCCACCAGAUGGGGGCGCUCAACAUCAACAACCUCCCACCCACCCCCAUGACCCCGGUGUCGGGUGAGUUUCAUCAAACCCUGGCAGGCCUCAGUUCUCCACCAGCCAACAUCACCACCUCUGCCGUGCCCAGCAUCGUCACGCCCAUCGUCAACGGAUUCACCGGCAUCCCUCAUCAGCCCAACGGACACCCUGCCGUGGAGACCGUGUACACCAACGGCCUGCCGCCCUACUCCACCCAGAGCCCCACCGCUGCUGACACCCUCCAGCAAGCCUUCACCGGGGUACAGCAAUACACAGCGAUCUACCCCGCCACCACGCUGACUCCCAUUGGCCAGACACUGCCCCAACCACCCCAGGUCAUCCAGCAGCAGCAGCAGAGAGAAGGUGAGGGUCCGGAGGGUUGUAACCUAUUCAUCUACCACCUGCCACAGGAGUUUGGAGACAAUGAACUCAUGCAGAUGUUUCUGCCCUUCGGCACCGUCAUCUCCUCUAAAGUCUUCAUGGACCGGGCAACCAACCAGAGCAAGUGCUUCGGUUUUGUGAGCUUCGACAACCCUGCUAGUGCACAGGCAGCUAUUCAAGCCAUGAAUGGCUUUCAGAUUGGGAUGAAGAGGUUGAAAGUCCAGCUAAAGAGACCGAAGGAUGCCAGCCGCCCUUACUGACACAGCCUACCUUUAGUAUUCAUUGCAGCAGCACAGGUUUUAGAGGACACGUGAAGAUAUCUCGGAGGAGUUAAACUUUUUUUCUUUGAAAGCAAAAUAUGUUUUAAAAAAAUCAACACAUAAGGAAUUUUUGAAGACAUAUCAGCAUUUACUUAUGAAGAUAUAGGUUACGGCAGAAAAAGAAGAUGCGAAAGAGGAGGCACUUCACCGUGGGGACUUAACAGUAACAGAUGGCACAGUGCAAGAAAGACGGGAAGAAAAAAAAAACUGAAAAAAGAUGAGACUGAACAACAGAACUUUUCUUGUUGAGACUUGAAUUGUUAAUUAAGCAACAAACUAACAAACAAAAAAGCAGCAACAACAAAUAGAUUUCUAUAUACAUAUUAUAUACACAUAUAUAUAAGGAAAGAGGCGCUUGUGGCUUUUACUGUACUGGACAAAUGAGGGUUAAAACUUGAAGAUCAAGAAAAACAGUGGAAAAAAAGAAGCUAUUCUAUAUGUCCACUGACAGACUUUCUUUCUCUUUCCCUCUUUCUCUUAUUCUCUCACCGUCUCAGCAAGCGCAGAACUAUGACUCUUGGAGGUCACUGAGGUUUCCAUUAGCAACAGUAGAACUGCAAAUCUUUCACCCCUAAGGGACCAAAGGACCAAACAUUUUUAUUGUUCUGAACAGUAAUAUAUAGUAUUAAUGAUACUAAUACUACAAACUACUACUAAUAAUAUUACAAUGUUAAACUUAAGAAGAAAUACUAGCUUCAGGUUGAAAAAAAGAGGAAAGGGGUUUUGGUUUCUUUUCCUUUUACAUUUAUAGCUACUGGGUUUUGAGAAUAUUAAAACAAAACAGGAAAAAAAAAUGUAUAAAAAAUAAAGCUAUACUAUUUUAGUGGCGUAGAAUAUGUGGGUUAGACAUUGUUCCGGGCAUGUUCAGAUAUGUUCUUUUGCCACUCAUUACUUCAUCUGCUUCACAGCAUUUCAUCUCGGAGGUGUGAUCUGUUUGUGUUAUUGUGUCGGAAGAAGAAGAAGAAAACAGUCCUGUGGUGCCAAAAUGUGAAACAAUAACCGCCUCUCAGAGCACAGACCUACAGUGUAUUUAGCCAUGUGACACUGCUGUCUGUUCUUUGCGUCGGCUAUGGCGGCACGUCGCUAUGCCGUAAUUGAUAGUCAUUCUGAUCUACGCCAGAAAGAGUCAUUCCAUGUCAUCAUUAAAGCCGAGAUAUUACAGAUAAUCUGACCAUAAAGCACUGUGGUAAAAGUGCCACCCGGCUGAGCUGGAUACGCAGCAGUAAAACAGCACAGCAUCUCUAACUGCUUAAUAAAAUAUACAAAUGAGCUUGACAGCAGUUGUAAAAGUUUCCAUCGGCGUGUCACAGUGGCCCCUGCCGGGUCGUGCCCUCUCCCACUGCCAAGCUUCUCCAGCUGCUCUCAGCAGGCGAGAGCAGACUCCCCUCCUCUUCUCUCCACCCCUCUCUCUCCUCACCUCAAGUGCCAGCAUAUCUCUCUCUUAAUAGGGACCAUCAGUUCACGGGGGCCGAGUGCUAACCCACAGCAUAAUUAGGAUAAUGAUAAUAUUGAUCAGAUGGGGAGCGGCACCGCAGGGCAAGAGAUGCACAAUCAAUUACACAUUGGCAUUUUGAAUGAAUUGACUGAGUGACAGAGUUCAUUUUUCUCUCAGUGGUUGGAUGGCAGGGAGAUGCAGCACUGUCUGUCUGUCUUUUACUACCAUCCGUAGUGUCAGAAGUUAUCUCAAAUCUUGACAGAGGCAGCACGUCCUGUGGGACACUUAAAUAUAUGUCAUUAUUGGAAAGAAACUAAAAGGCUGAGAGGUUUUACGUGGCUGUGACAGGAUCUGUGUUUGGUGUUUAGAGUAGAUUGUAUGAGUUCUUCAGUGAAGAGCAGCUGUAUUUUUUUUUUUUUUUCCAAAGGGUAUAAUAGCACAGUAUGAGCUUGUACACGGUGAGGAACAACCUGGCAUUACCAGCCUUAGGAGGUCAAAUUAAGAGCAAAAUGAUCCAUCAAUUAGACAGCAGCAGGCCUGUAAGUGUAGCUGCUACAGCUGCUGCUGCUUCAACAAGAAGACAGCUUACCAUUAGCGCCGGUCACACAUGGCUCCUAUACAGUGUGGUCACGACACAUCUCGCCGUAUCAGAUAUGACUAAUUAACUAAAACUUGCAUCAUCCAUGCUGAUGCUUUCACAGAGGCACAUAGACACACGCGCAGUACAUCCGAGAUGAAAUCUGUUUUUCAUUAAUCCUUUGCUUUCACUGAAUCGCCUUUUUUUUUUUUUAAGUCUCAGCUUUGUUCCAUUAACAUCCACUCUUUUUCAUUUUAAAAUUCUUCCAGCAUGCCAUUCAUUUACUCAGUUUCUGAAGCAGCUUGCCUCUCGGGACUCUGUAAAAACCUCAGUGCUCCGAUCAUCACUGUAAACUUUAGACACAUCAGUGCUUCAGUCAUCGAAUCACAAUGCCGUCUUCUGAAAAUAUGACUUCUACACUUCUGUAGUCCGGUACGAGAAAUGUCAUCACCAGAAUGGCUUCCCAGGUCCUGAUGCCUUCACUGAAUCUACUGUAAAUCCUGUAUCAGUAUUAUUAGAAAGGAGAUGUAAGUUUCAGUUGACCCACAUUCACUGUAUAUUGUUCUGUUGCAGAAAUGUUGAGGAGACAUGUUUAAGAAUGCCUUUUUUCAUCAUGAAUUGCCAAAUUUAUGCAAGCAUAUCCACUGCAUUUCCUCAUCAGACUUUACAGACAUGUGCCGGAUUCCUUGAAAAGUGUAGUGGCUUAAGAAGAUUUCUUAUGAACAGGCCUAUGCUAAUUUUCAGGAUAUAUUUAUUAGUAGAAUGAAGUAUUUGGUUUUGUGAUAUAGUACAACCUUUUAGGGGGAGGGUCAGACCAGCCUGUAAUGAUAUACAAUAGGAUUUUUCCACCCAGCAGCUUUAGGAAGCCGUGAUAUAUGCCCUCCUUUCCCCCGGCCAUACAGGGCCUUAUAAACCCGCUCAAAAAAUCUUUUCUCAUGGGAUUUCAACUGGAGAGUUUUUUGAAUUAUUAAAAUCAAAUUAAAUUUGGCCUUCACAACAGCUUGGGUAACGCAAAUUAAAGAUGCCAGCUGUGGCUGAAACGUAAUGAGUUCGAAAAGAUGUUGAGUUAAUUUCAUUCUGCCAAAAUUUGAUUAAACACAAUUAACACUGUGAAGUGAAGUUUUGUGGAGGGAGACUGUUUCCAACCCGAAUGACUUGCAGUUGUGUAUGUUGUACAUACAGUAGGCCUUUAUAUACAUAUCGACUGUGAAAUUCAGAGAAGGGAAGAGCGAGCAAUGAAAUGAAUGAAAUUCAAGAAAACAGUCUUGUUGUUUUCGUAAUCAACAUAGUUGAAUGACCAGAAAAUCCACUUUUGACAAGGUUUUUAAAAAAAGAAAGGAAAUUCCCGUUCUAAUGAAGCUGCAUGUGGUUGAGCUAAAGUUGAUCUUUUUACAUUGUUUUCACUCUUGCAUCCAUUUUUGUCUUUUUUUUUAUGUUUGUCAUCCUACCAUGGUGCCCUUUCAAUCUCUGAGCAUGCUCAACGGGGGCUGGGAGGGUUAAAGAUUAUGAAUAUGGUACUACUCGUAUUAACAAUAUGAUUCUUUAACUAUGGUUUGAAUGCUAAGGAUAGUAACUUAUUAUAAAUAUGAAAUCUGUAUAUUAUGGAAAGUCAGCACAGGACCUUUCUUUGGGUACAUAUAGGUUAGGGUUUGUAAUGGGGGUGGGGUUUGGGGAGGGAGAGGGUUUUCGCUUUAUAAAGAUGUUUAAAUUUCUGGUUUUCUCAGCACAAAGCAAACAAAAACAUAUAAACAACAGUACAGAGUCUGUGAAGUAGACUUUACUGACAUACAGGGCGCAAAAGAGGAAUCUCAGUACUAUUCUUUAAACCUGGAGGAGAAAAUGCUGUUUACAGGUUGUUUUUCUUUCUUUUAUUUUUUUUUUUAAAAAGGAGAGCGCCACCUGUUUUUGUGGCAGCGUCAGUACAGCAUGGAUUAACUAACAGGGAAAGCAGUAUCUUUUUAUUAAAAAAGAAAAAACUAAAAAAAAAAAGACUAAGUGUUCUGUAUUAGCCUGAGAAACCAAACAUUUUUCCCCUGUUGAAAUUUCUUAAUACUUGCUGCUUAGAUUACUUCAUAUUAAUGACUGAUGAUUUAAUAAUUUUAUAAUUAUCGGGUC
Molecule: messenger RNA, 7069 nt
Organism: Thunnus maccoyii (southern bluefin tuna)
Lineage: Eukaryota; Metazoa; Chordata; Actinopteri; Scombriformes; Scombridae
Gene: celf5a
Product: cugbp, Elav-like family member 5a
Exons: 12
Coding region: 1290-2882 (530 amino acids)
Biological process (GO): mRNA splice site recognition; regulation of alternative mRNA splicing, via spliceosome
Cellular component (GO): cytoplasm; ribonucleoprotein complex; nucleus
Molecular function (GO): mRNA binding
Source: RefSeq, a predicted model, not a curated record